GGUACGACUUGAAAUUGAUGAGCCAAAUGAAGAUUGAAGAUAUGUUCUUUAUUGCUGCCAUGGGCUUGCCUGGAGGAAGUAGACAAGAUGUGUACGCCCGAUUCCUACGUCAUUUUUCACUAUUCGGAAUCAAUUCAUUCGAUAAAGCCAGUAUGGUAAAAAUAUUUACUGAAAUCCUCACUACUGGUUACAGGGAACAAGGAUUCCCUACAGAUGUCGUACCUGUAUUGAAAGAUAUAGUCGAAUCAACAAUGAGUAUUUAUAACUGGUCCGUGGGUAACUUAUUACCGACGCCAACUAAAUGCCAUUACUUAUUUAACAUUCGUGAUUUUAAUAGAGUAGUUCAAGGGCAUCUUUUACUUCGCAAAGAUUCGCCGGCUGAACGAAAUAAUUUUAUCAGAAUGUGGUGUCAUGAAAUUUUACGGGUAUUCUAUGAUAGAUUGGUGAGUGUUGAUGACCGGGAAUUGAUAUUAGGAGCCAUAAAGAAAACCGUUAAGGAUUCGUUUAAGGAAAAUUUUGAUCUUAUAAUGGGAGAUUUAACCGAUGAUCCAGAAGCGAAAACCGAGGUUAGGGUUGAACAUUUGAACAAGCUUUUAUUCACAAGUGCAUUAGAUGUUGAAGAAGAUGAAGACAAAAAAUAUGAAGAAGUUGUUUCGCUAGAACGAUUCCUAGAAGUAAUGCAGGAUUCUUUGACCAAUUAUAAUCUUUCUCACAAAAACAAAUUAAAUGUCAUUCUAUUUCAAUAUGCAGUUGCUCAUCUAGUACACAUAUGCCGAAUAAUAUCAACUCCGGGAGACCAGGGUUUGUUAGUUGGAGUAAGUGGUUGCGGUAGACAAUCACUUGUAAAAUUGGCUACGUAUGUUUACGAAAUGCCAUUAUUUGAACCAGAAAUAAGCAAAAACUACGGUACGGACGAAUGGCAUGAAGACAUUAAGCGAUUGCUAAAAUAUGUGGGGAUUCAAAAUAAGCACCAUGCUUUUCUAUUUAGCGAUUCUCAAAUAAAGGACGAGAAAUUUUUGCAAGAUAUAGACGUCAUGUUAAAUACAGGAGAAGUACCGAAUAUUUUCGGAUUGGAUGAGAUCGUAGAAAUCAUUGAAAGUGUUCGACUUGCCGCACAAGGAGGGGACCGGCACGCAAAUUACCCCCGUUACAGGAUAUAUUCAUUCUUCCGUGAUAGGUGUAAGAGGAAUUUACAUUUGUUGUUGUGCUUUAGUCCGAUUGGUGAAGCAUUUAGACGGAGGAUAAGGAUUUAUCCAACGCUUGUGAACUGCUGUACUAUCGACUGGUUCGAGGACUGGCCUGAGGAGGCACUGGAGAGUAUUGCUAAACACUCCCUGGAAACCAUAGAUCUCAAAGACGAAUUAAAAGAAAGUGCCGUUGCAUCUUUUAAGUUCUUUCAUGUAAAAGCUAAAGAAGCUAAAGAUAAAUUUUUUAACCAAAGCAAUCGCAUCGUUUAUUACACAUGUAAGUCAUACAUAGACCUAAUCAACAGCUAUAUCGCAGUAUUUCAGAAAACGAAAGCUGACGUUGAACAGACGGUUUUGCGUUAUGUAAAUGGGCGGCAAAAGUUAAAAUUUGCCGAAGCACAAGUUAUUCAAAUGCAGAAGGAUUUAGAUGCUUUAAUGCCAGCUAUUGCAAGAAAUGCCCGAAAGGUUACAGAAAUGAUAACCCAAAUGGUUAUAGAACAGCAUGGAGUUGAGGAAACUGCAGCGCUAGUGAUGAAAGAGGAAGAGGUAGUAAGGCUACAGGCCGAAGAAGCGGAGAGGUGUAAAAAGGAAUGCGAAGCAGACCUUCAUCUAUUGCUACCUAUCGUCGAAGACGCAAUCAAGGCGUUAGAUACUGUGCGAAAAGACGAUUUGACUUUGCUCAAAUCGAUGUCAAGACCUCCAGAUGCAGUAAAGAUCGUGAUGGCCGCGGCAUGCGUAAUGCUGGGUAUAAGGCCCGAUAGAGUUCCUGAUCUCAGCCGUCCGGGACAUAUGAUGGAGGAUUUCUGGGCACCGAGUAAAAGACUUCUCGGUGACAUACAGUUCCUACAGAAAUUGAAGGAAUUCGACAAAGACCAUAUUCCCCAUGAACGAAUACAUAAAGUGCGUGUCGAAUAUUUAACUAAUAGAAACUUUGCACCGAACAUAGUUGCAAAAGCCUCACGAGCUGCACGAGGAAUCUGCAAAUGGAUUAUCGCCCUGGAUAAAUAUGAUACCAUAAUGAAAGCUGUUGCACCAAAGAAAGCAGUCUUGGCAAAAGCAGAAGCUGCGUUAAAGGAAGUACUCGAAAGACUUGAAGAAAAACAGGCGAUAUUAGACAAGCUACAGGAGAAGUUAAACGCCUUAAAAUCUGCCAAGGAAGAAGCAGAUGCUAAUCAACUUAAAUUAACCCAGGAACUGGAAAUCUGCUCGAUUAAAUUAGAAAAGGCAACGUUUAUCAUAAAUAGCCUUGGAGGGGAGCAGAUUCGCUGGAAGCAAUUAGAAGAAGAGAACCAGGAAAAGUUGGAUAAACUGCCUGGUAAUGUUCUGUUAAGUUGUGGUGUGAUAACAUAUCUAGGUCCAUUAUCCAGCGAUCUAAGAGAACAUUUGGUUACUGAUUGGAAAACGAAGCUACAUGAGAUGGAAAUGCCGUUUUCAAAUGAUUUCCAAUUCAGUCAAGUUCUUAGUUCAGAGCUUGCCAUAAUGAAAUGGGUGAUGAACGGGCUACCAAACGACCCGUUUUCUGUUGAUAAUGCAGUAAUACUAAACUCCACACUCAAGUACUGUUUGUUGAUUGAUCCCCAAUCGCAGGCAAACAGGUGGAUUAAGAAAACUUAUGCGGACAAUCUCAUUGUAAUACGGUUAUCUCGAAAUUACAUGCCGUUGGUUGAACGCGCAUUGCAGGAAGGAAAGACCUUGCUACUGGAAGAUGUUGGGGAGUCUAUAGAUGGUGCAUUAGAUCCGCUCAUUAAAAAACAAUUUUUCAAUGAAGGGAAAAUUAGAUUCAUUGCACUCGGGGACAACGUAGUAUUAGUGCAUAAACGAUUCCGGUUCUAUGUAACGACUAAGCUAAUGAAUCCGCAUUUCAUGCCAGAAAUUUUUAACCAGUUGUCAGUAAUCAAUUUCACACUGACGAUUGAAGGAUUGACGGAUCAAAUGCUCAGCACCAUCAUAGCAAUGAAGCAUCCUGAGCUAGAUGCUAAACGUAAAAGUUUAAUCACGGAAGGAGCUCAAAACAAGGCAUUAUUAGAGAAUUGUGAGAUAGAUAUCUUGACGUGUCUACAAAGAAAAGAUUUACUAACUCAUCCCGAUACAAUCAUUAUAUUGGAACGUUCUAAGAACACAGCUGAAGAGAUCGCGUUGAAGGAACGAGAAUCGGCCUUAGCAAGAAAUGAUAUAGAUCAUCUAAAAGGUCUUUACCGACCCGUAGCCCACAGGAGUUCUUUCCUCUAUUACACUAUUGUAGACUUACCUCAGGUGGAUCCUAUGUAUCAGUUUUCAUUAGAGUGGUUCAUGACAAUAUACCAAAACGUUAUAAAAAAACUGAUUUCGGGAGUCUAUCCCCAAGUUGAAUUGUUCCUUACAGAUUUAGAGAAGACGUUUAAGUUAACCCUUUUCCGUAGUGUAGUUACAUCGUUAUUUAACAAGGAUAGAAUAAUGUACUCUUUUAUGUUUACAAUUUCAACUAUGCAGGCCCUGGGUGAAUUACAAACAGAAGAGCUUAACUUCUUACUGACUGGAGGAAUAUCCUUAGCUAAUCCUUUGCCUAACAUAGCCGAACAUUGGUUACCGAAAUCAUCGUGGGACGAAAUAUGUAGAGUAGACACAUUAGAUGCUUUCCGAGAAUUUCUAGAUCACUUUAAAAAGAAUUUAGAACAAUGGCAUAAUUUCUAUGAGCUAGGAGCUCCAGCUUUUAACGACAUUCCGUACCCUUGGAACAUUCAGUUGACCUUAUUUCAGAAGUUAAUCGUAUUCCGCAUCUUCCGUCCCGACCGGCUUAUACCAAUGAUAGAAACCUUCAUCGAAAAACAAGCUGGUUCGGACUUCAUAGAAGCCCCGCCAGUAAACUUGAAUGAAACGAUAAAAAACUGUGCUCCGUAUACGCCAAUCAUUUUUGUCCUUUCACCUGGAGCAGAUCCGUUAAAAUCGCUAUUAGAAUUGGCCAAAGCCAAUAAUUCGAAGUUCAUGACAAUAUCACUUGGACAAGGACAGGGCCCUGUCGCUGAACAGAUGAUAAGAGACAAUUAUUCACCUUACAAUUGGAUCUGCUUGCAAAACUGCCACUUGUUAACGUCAUGGAUGCCUAGGCUUGAAAUGAUUUGUGAAGAACUGCCAGGUUUAAGACACGAAGCCGAACUAUUAAAUUUUCGCCUCUUCCUGACAAGCUAUCCGUCAGAUAAGUUCCCAGUCACAAUCCUCCAAAAUGGGAUAAAAAUUAUUAAUGAAUCUCCCUCUGGACUAAAAAACAGUCUCCUGAAGUGUUACUCUUCACCGCCUGUUUCAUCGUUAGACUUUUAUUAUUCCUGCGAAAAGAAGGAUUUAAUAUUCUGCAGACUAUUGCUUGGUAUUUCCUUUUUUCACGCCGUUGUACUAGAGCGUCGAACAUUCGGCCCAAUUGGAUGGAAUAUACCAUACGGUUUCAACGACUCCGAUUAUCUUAUAUCGAUUAACCAGUUGCAAAUUUUUAUCAACAAAUACAGCAAAAUACCAUACAAGGCAGUGUUAUAUUUGACUGGAGAGUGCAAUUACGGCGGAAGAGUAACUGAUAAUUGGGAUAGGCGAACACUCAACACACUACUAGAGGACUACGUUAGCCAUGACAUGAUUUACGGCGAAGAAUUUACCCUCUGCGACGGAGACAUAAGAUUUAAACCUCCAGCGUCUUACUACUUCAGGGAUGUCUAUAACUUCAUAGCAAGUCUGCCCGAUGAAAUGCCAACUCAAGUAUAUGGUUUGCACCCUAAUGCUGGUAUUACCCGUGAUAUCAUGAACAUGGGAAAACUCCAGAAUUCUCUCAUUAAAGUUCUCCGUACAGGUUCCACAGGUAGCGGUGGAGCGGACGACAUGGUUAGUACGAUUGCUCGCGAGAUAUUGGAAAGGUUACCUGAACGAUUUGAUGUUGCGAGCGCUAUGGAAGCUUAUCCCACGGUAUAUUCCGAAUCGAUGAACACAGUAUUGGUACAAGAGAUGGACAAGUUUAAUAAGCUACUGGAUUGCCUUAAUAAGACACUAAACGGUCUAUUAAAAGCAGUAAAGGGCGAAAUUGUAAUGACUGCUGAUUUAGAAGCUGUAGCUAGCGCUUUAUUGACUUCGAGAAUUCCAGCUCAGUGGGCUAAAGUAUCAUACCCCAGUUUGAAACCCCUAGGGUCAUAUAUUGUAGACUUUAUAAAACGUUUGAACUUCCUGGAGACCUGGUUCCGAGAAGGAAAGCCUGAAAGCUUCUGGUUAUCGGGAUUCUUCUUUACUCAAGCAUUUUUGACUGGCGCUAUGCAAAACUUUGCCCGCAAAUAUAAAAUUCCCAUCGAUAAGAUAACCUUUGAUUUUUCCAUAUUAAAAGACGUCGAGUACCAGGGUCCUCCACCUGAUGAUGGCGUCAUAGUGUAUGGUAUUUACGUAGUAGGGGCGAGAUGGGAUAAGGAACGUCAUUGCUUGUCGGAGCCUCAUUUCAAAAUGUUAUCGGACGAACUGCCAAGAAUUUGGAUUAUGCCCAUAGUACGAGAGAAGUUAGACGAGGCGAAUAGGUAUGUUUGUCCGCUGUACAAGACAAGUGAAAGAAAAGGAACUCUCUCGACAACUGGCCAUUCAACAAACUACGUUCUCCCUAUACUUCUAGAGACCGAAGAGGAACCAAAACACUGGAUCAAGCGUGGGGUAGCUUCACUGUGCCAAUUAGAUGAUUGAUUAGUUAUAUAGUAAAGUAUUUCGAAAAUAAAAAAAAUAAAGAUGAUUUCUGUUUAAAAUAA
Messenger RNA from Nezara viridula (southern green stink bug), 5926 nucleotides. The record is from the annotation of a GenBank genome assembly. NCBI's taxonomy places the organism in Eukaryota, Metazoa, Arthropoda, Insecta, Hemiptera, Pentatomidae.